Polistes dominula (European paper wasp) is the source of this 827-nucleotide messenger RNA. RefSeq lists its product as uncharacterized. The record is from RefSeq and is a predicted model, not a curated record. Lineage: Eukaryota; Metazoa; Arthropoda; Insecta; Hymenoptera; Vespidae.
AGAAAUAAAAGUCAAACCUGACAAUUUGUUUAAUUUAUUAAAAAAUGUAUUGUCACGUCAUCUUUAAAUUAGCAAACGUUCAGAUGUGCAACGUGUAUCGAUGCACAGUGCUAAAACACUAUUGCCAUAUAUUUCUAAUAUGGAGGAAGUAGAAUCUUUAAAAGGUUUGCUACAAAAAAGAAGAAAUAUUUGUCGUGAAAAGUUUAAAAAUAAUAAGGAACAACAGUUAGAAGAAUAUAAAAAUUUAAUGAAUGAGUUAAAAACUUUACGAAAUGAAAGUAUGGAAUAUCAAGAGAUUAUUAGUAAAAACUGUAAUUAUUUAAUUACACACGAGAAUGCGAUAAAAAAAUUGUUAUUUGAAUCCAAAAAUACACAGGGUUUACCAAUAUCGCAUGAAUGCCAUCGACAAUCGGUAGAAUUUUUUUCAAAUGCUUUAGAAUUUUUAAAUAAUUUUCAAGCUGCUAAUGGACCCUUAGAAAUCUUACAAAAUGAUAACAUAGACGCCGAAAAAAUAGUGAAUAAUAUCGUGACAUGUACCAAUCAUGUAAGUAAUGAAUUUUACAAAGCUAAAUCUGCAUUUCUACAGAUAGAACAAGUCAAAAAUAAUAUCGAUUUUCUUUGCAAUCUUAACAUUAUUUCCGAUGAUGAAAAUGAAGAAGUGAAUUCAUCAGAUUCGCAAUCUGUUGACCUCAUACAUUAGCAUUAUUAAUUGUGGAUCGAUAAUCUCCUGUAACAUUUAAAAGGAACAACAGGAUCAUCUUUUAAAUGUAAUUGACUAUCUUGAUUCAAUGAACUUUUAACUGGAUUAAUAUUAUCUGUACUUGUAU